UUGAGCGCGUCCGUCUUGUAUUGCCAACUGGCGGCUGGGUAAACAACAUGCCGGCGCCAAUAAAACAAGAAAUGACAGAUGCAGAUAACAAGAUUUGGAGCCGGGAGGCCGAGGUGGCAUUGCUAGAGGAAGUGAGGCAGCAUCGGCACUUGUGGGACCCACAAGAUAAGCUCUACAAGAAGCAGAGUCUGCGCAAAACAACUUUUGAGAGAGUGGCACCAACAUUACGGGAAAUGUUGAUCUCUUUGCGAGAUAUCGAAGGAGGUAAGGAACGAUUAUUUUCGUGUAUUAUAUAAUCACACUAUGUAAUGCCUGGGGGUUGGGAUGCCACGUUCCUCCCUUCUCCUUAGUUGUUAAAUGCAACAAUAAACAAUCAAUACUACUUAUGAUAAAACUCGUGGACAAUUUACCGUUUCACCCAACCAACGAUUUUCUGACGUGGUUCAUGUUUUUCUGGUGAUAGAUGUAGUGAAUUGCACGAUUUUGUACCUCAUUUACGUCUUGAUGCUCCCGGCGGCUCCUCCCACGUGUGAAGGUACUUGCUCCCAAGGAUUAUAUACUAUGAGGAUAGCUCACUAAGCAUUUGUUUUACCCACAAUGCACCGCGGAUGACGUCACACAUGUAAACAAAUGGUGCCGGGCGAGAAACUGGGUUACUUCACUGUGUUCUCACCGCAGCGUGCUUAAUGAAAAUGGUGAUUUGUGCUGUAUAUGGGUGUUACAGUGGCUCAACCUAUAUAAUAAGGAUAGCUUACUAAACAUUUAUUUUACCCACAAUGCACUGCGUAUGAAAUCUGGCUCACUCCAUAUAAAGUGUAUUGGGGGGCCAUUACUUAUUGAUAUUGUCAUUCAUUCAUAGUCAGAUUUUGCACUUUUUUGGGUUGCUGGGGAUAUGUGGUUGAAUUGGGCAGCUGUUGAGUUGGCCAGUGGUGUGCAGUGGUGGGGAUAUUUGAGAAAUAGGCUAUGUUAUAUGGGGUUGCUGGGAAAUGUUGCUGUCUGCCAUGUAUCAGUGCUUGCGUUUUCUCGUUUCGUUAACGUUCGUUUUCUGCAACUUUGCAGGGUAACUAAUCCUGUCAUCAAAAGAGCUAACAUAAAUAUAUAUCAAUUGAAGUAUUACUGUUGGAUCAGGAGAAUUAUAUCAAAUGGUUAAUAUGAAUAAUGUAUAAAGGGAUCAAUGUAUAUGUAGGAAUACUCAAAGUGUAUACCAACUUCUAUAUUAUCUAUAACGAUAUUGAUGACAGGAUUGGUUACCCCUGUAAAGUUGUAGAGGGUGGGUGUUGGUGAAAUUUCAGAGAACGUAACCAUCGAUGUGUGGUGGACAGCAGUGUUUCCCGGUACCUUUUUUCUAACAAUUUCUCAAAUAAUUACCAUAAAAUGGGGUAAUUUGGGAUGCCUGAAUUAAUUAUGUCAGUGAUUAAUUAGAGAAUUCCAAAUCCUUAAAACCUUUUCUGUAGGACCUGUAGAGGGUAGGGUUAAAAAUUCCCCAAAAUUUUAUAAAAAGUAAAACUUAUAAAUUUAAAUGUCCUUCCACAUUCUGCCCUUUAAAUGUCGACCCUUAAACCCACCCUCUGCAUGAAGGAAACACUUUAGUUCUUCUACACGAUUUGUUGUACAGAUGCAGACCAGAAACUUAGAGGUCAGAAUCCUUGUCCUAUUAGGUAAGUUUGCAGACAAGUUUUAUGGAUCUGAACUAAACGAAUUUUGUGAAAAAUGCUACACAACAGACACGGGGUAAUUUGGGACGGGAUGAUGUAAAAGCGCUUUUCUUGGAUUUUUUUUAGUAUAUUUAGCCCCUUGACGUUGUGUUAUAUAGAUAAAUGAAGAGGAAGUGGUACAAAGUUCUCACAGACUGGAAGCUGAGCCUAGGGAGGAAAUUUACCACCCUACCCAAGCAACAUUUCCCUCACUUGUUGAUGUGACAGAUCUUGUAAAAAGUGCAUUUAAAGGAACUCGGAUUUUUCCAAUGGAUACAGACAAGAUCAUAAGAAAAAUAUCCAAUGAAGAACCAUCAGUCCUACAGACAAGAGAACAUGUUUCUGACCUGAUGUUGGAGAGACUUAAAACAAUUAUAGAAACAGACCUCCAGUCCCCAGUGCAAAGAAGAGGUCAUUACUUGAGAAAAACUCAGUUACACAGGUCAGUGCAAGGCUUUGUAGCCUUCAAGUAUCCAGAGAACAGAGACAAAUAUGAAACCAGCUACAAUGACAUUGUGCUUGAAUUAGAGAAACCAAUGAUUAAUAAAGGUAUUCUCUCAUUCAAAGACUGUUUUGGCAUAUUGUUGAUGCAUUAAUUUGGUUUUGGUAUGCACUUUUUUCUAAAGUUGUGAUAUAUAUUAAUUUUGUCUGUGAAGGUCAUUUUUGUUAUGUUUUCCAUUAUACUGCUAGCUGUCCCAGUAUACCCCAAAGUAAGGGGUAAUUCGGGACAGGCAUUAAAAAAUUUGAGAAAAAUAGGAAAAAGAUUCCUUUUAUUUUGAAAAGCUUUGGCAGCUUAGCUAGCCUUAUAUUCUGCAAUCCAAACCAAUAAAAUAUUUAUUUUCACAUAUAUUUUUGGUUCAUAAUCCCAAAAUUACCCAAAAAAAUAUCCCAAAUUAUCCCGUUUUACAGUAUGUUGUUGUGUACUGUUUGCCAACUCAACAGCUGCCUAAUUUGAUUGCAUAUCCUUAGCGAUCAAAAAAACGCAAAAUCUGACCAUGAAUAUGCAUAAAAUAAGGGUUUUCUAGUACAUUUUAUACCGUGAGAGCAGGGUGAGAGUGAACCAGAUGACGUACCGCAGUCAUGACGUCAUCGAUGACAUUUCAGUGAGCUAUCCUUACAGUAUAUAAUCCUUGCUUGCUCCCAAGAGCACCCAGCUGGUCUAGCCGCUGGAUCGUCGCUGCUGUUUUGUCGGCCAGGAAUUGCCACGUGUAAAGCCGCCCUUAGUCUUUGUCUUUUUGGUCUAGUUGUAGUUGUCUGGGUGGGUUGUUCUUUUAUUAGCUUUUUCUUGUUUUGGGGGUUGUUUUCGUCUGUCCUGAGUUUGGCCUGGUUGUUCCUGGUGGUUGUUUUGUUAGCCCGUUGGUAAGUGUCGGCUUUGUUUCCUUCAUGAAUUUGUUUUUCUGCCCUUGGAACAGUUUUGGUUCCUAUUUCUGUGUUAUAUUUUGUGUUGUUUGGGGUUUUGCCUUAGCCAUGCUGGUUGGUGGUGGUGGCCGUGGUCGGGGUGUGUUGACUAGGUCUUGGAGGACGAAUGCCGGUAGGGACAGUAGCCCAGUUACUAGGGUGGAGAGGACCCCUGGUGCAACCGUUGCUCCUUCCCUCUGUGUUACCUGCCGUUUUCCCGUUAAGGAUGAUGAGGAGUGGGGGGAUUGCCUGUGAUGAGUGCAAUGAGUGGUGUCAUGGGUCACAGACUUGCACCGGCUUCCCCUCAGUCUUUGUCAAGGAAGUCUUGAAGCACCAGGGUAAGGGUGUGAAGUAUGUGUGCACUAGAUGCAGAUUAGCUUCCCCUGUUAACUCAAGCUCACCUGCCAACCCUGACCUUCAGUUACUUCGGGAAUUCCUGUCACAGAUGUUCAAUACCAUUGCUGGUCUCAGUAAUUCAGUAAAAUCAAUUGAUUUGCGGAUCUCUGAGACUCAAAGGGACAGCGUUGUUUCUGGGGGAGAAGGGAGGACUGACAGAUCUGAUGUGCGUACCAUCAUCAGAGAGAAAGUAAGAGUGUUAAGUGAGAGAGAGAAGAGGCAGGACAGUAUCAUUAUCAGAAGUCUACCCUUUGGUGAAAACUUUCAAGAAAAAUUUAACCCCAUUGCCUCUUUCCUAUUGCCAGAGAGAUCGGACCCGAUUACCUUGGUUGAUAUUGUUCCAGUUUCUCCUUCCUUAGUCAGAGCUAAAAUCCCCAAUUCCAACUUGAAACAAGAAUCAUUAUCAAGGAGCAACAAAUUAUUUAAUAGCCAAUAUGCACAGGUUUUUAUUUCUAGGGAUUUCAGAGAGAGGAACUGCAGAGAAAGAGGGCUGCCAGUCAUACUGACACUAGUUCUUUGGCAGUUCAAGAAACCCGAUCAGGUAGUAGUCUUGCUGCGGCUUCUGUGUCCUCUGAGCCUGACCCCCUUGUCCGUCCUAGUACUGUUGGCACCACAAAAAACGAUCAUUAGACCUCUCCAGUUCCAAACAUACUGUUGUUAACAUCCCUGUAUAUAAAUUUUUUAUUACUUUUGUUCUUUUGAAUUUAAAUUGUUUGGUGAAUAAAAUUAGCUUGUUAGUAGAUUUACUGUCUAGCUGUAAUGUAGCCUUAUGUGGUGUGUGUGAGACAUGGCUUAAUUCUGAUAUCACAUCAGUGACUCUGUUGUCAGUAUAGCUGGUUACAAUUUCUUUAGAAAUGAUUCUCCUUGUAACCUAAGAAAACAUCGUGUUGGAAUUUAUAUUUGGAAUGAUAUUAAGGUUGGUAAAACCUUUAAUGAUCAUCCCAACACAGUUGGGGUAUGUUUGCCGGAUUCUGGUGUUACUGUUUUGGUUGUUUGCAGACCUCCAAGUAAUUCUUUGGUGGACAAUAUAGCUCUCAUCUCCUACCUUGAGUCUGUUUAUGAGGGUACAGAACUUAUUCUGGCUGGGGAUUUUAACCUGCUCUCCAUUGAUUGGUCCUCUGAUGUUCCUGUUGGUAGGUCUUUAAUUGGUGAGCAAUUUCUUGAUAUUUUUAGCUCUCUGGGUCUUAUACAGUGGGUCAAGCAGGCUACUUAUCUUCGAUCCAACAAUAUAUUGGAUUUGAUCUUUACCACAGAAAAUGAAAGAAUAUCAAAUGUUAAUUUGAUUGACCCCUUUUCUGGCUGUGACCAUUUUCCUGUAAUAUUUGACUAUCUAUUUUGUUCCCUUGAAUCUAGCCCAGUGAAUUCAAAGGAUGAAUAUGAUUUUUUCAAAGGAAAGUACAGUUUAAUAAACAAACAUUUCAAGGACAUUGACUGGGACAUUGAAUUUAUGGGACUAGAUAUUGAUCAGUCUUACUUGAGAUUGAAGAGUUUAUUGUUCAAUACUUUCCACCGCUUUAUUCCCAAGAAACCAGGUCCCUGUUCAUUAAAGCCUCCUUGGACCACAAGCAUACCUAAUGAUAUCAAACGUCGUAAAUGGCAGGCUUGGCUUAACUAUAAAGAUGCUCGUUCUGUGUUUGGCAGAUCAUCUCCUAUUGCCUUAAGGUUGUGGCAUGUUUUUAGCCAUUUUUCCCUGGAAUUCAAAUUUAGUGAAGAACCCACUCAAUUGGCAAUCCUGUGUUGUGAGAAUUAGUGUUGGAACACUCAUACGCAGGAGAUUUGAGUGUGGGUGGAGCUCACAGCGAGCGUUUAGAACCACAAGCAAAUACACCUAACGCUCGCUGUGAGCGUUUAGCAAUGAAAGGGUUAAUUAUGAGAAAUCCCUUGUCUCUGCUGAUUACCAUGAUGUGAAGUGUUUUCACGCUUACCUCCGUCACAAGAAGGUUCAGCCUCUGGCAGUUGGGCCAUUAUAUAGUGAGGACGGAUGGUGUGUUGAGGCUGCAGAUAUGGCAGACCAUUUCAUUAGGGCUUUUUCCACCGUAUUUUCUUGAGAGUUCUUGCUUAAUCCUUAUCCUCUACAGUGGUGUGAUAAUAAAUUUAUAUUCAAUGUCUAUAGUUUUGAUAUUUUCAAAUAGAGAAUAUUUUGGCUGAAUUAAAACCUGCUUGUUCUGGCCCUGAUGGUAUUCUUUCAGUCUUUAAAAAAGAUGUGCCCAUUCUAUUAGUUACCCUCUGUUGCUACUGUUCAGAAAAUCUCUUUCAUCAAUGCAAGUCCCUUCAGACUGGAAAGAUGCUAAUGUUAUGCCACUGUUCAGAGGUGGAUUCCAUUCUGAUCCCCUCAACUACAGACCAAUUAGUUUGACAUCAGUGUGCUGUAAAUCUUUUGAAAGAAUAAUCUUGUCUCAACUUACUGCUUAUUUGGAAGAUAAUAACUUACUUUCCCCGUGUCAGUAUGGUUUUAGAUCGGGAAGAUCAGUUUCUGAGCAACUGUUAUGUAUAUCAAUGAACUAGAAUCAGGACUGAAAUCCACAAUAUCGAAAUUUGCUGAUGACACCAAGGUGGGUGGAAAGGCCAUCACAAAGACUGACUGCAAAAUCAUUCAGAAAGACCUCAAUCACAUUAUCGAAUGGUCGGAAAAAUGGCAAAUGUCCUUCAAUGUUGACAAAUGGAAAGUCAUGCACACUGGGUCCAGAAAUAAUAACCACACACACAUUAUGAAUGGGAAACCUCUGCAGGCGAUGCAGGAGGAAAAGGAUCUUGGAGUCACUAUCAGCAGUGACCUGAAACAUGCAAAAAACUGUAAAAAAGCAUAAGACAAAGCCAACACUAUGCUCGGGUUCAUAGCUAGGCACUUUGAGUAUAAAACGCCAGACGUGAUGCUGUCCUUGUAUAAUUCCAUGGUAAGACUGCACCUCGAGUAUGCAGCACAGUUCUGGUCUCCUAAUUACAGAAAGGACAUUGUUUUACUGGAAAGGAUUCAACGACGUGCUACGAAGGUGAUUCCAACCUUAAGGGCCCAACCAUCCGAGGAACGACUCAAGCGACUCAAUCUCUUUACUUUGGAGAAAAGACGUCUACGAGGGGAUAUCAUUCAAGUCUUCAAGUACCUGAAAAAGUUCAAUAAUGUCAAUUACUCCAAAUUCUUUGAACUGCAAACCAACUCAAGAACUAGAAAUAACGGUUGUCCCCAUUCAGUCGAGUUGAUGUAACACAGACAUUGGAAUGAGUUUCUUCUCAAACCGAGUCAUCCGCCACUGGAACAAUCUUCCCUCAGAAGUAGUAAAUGCGAAUACAAUCAACUCCUUCAAAUAUAGAAUCCUCCGUCAUUUCGCUGCAUCGGAAGUAAACUGAAUAUCGAGGUGCUUUCAUCUGCUCCUCAGUAUCGAGGUGCUUUCAUCUGCUCCUCAAUAUCGAGGUGCUUUCAUCUGCUCCUCAAUAUCGAGGUGCUUUCAUCUGCUCCUCAGAUUAAAUCACCAAAGCGGGCGACCUCAUAAUGAGCCAAUAGGUUUUCUGUUGCCUGCGUUUCCAUGAUGCAUUACUGUCAGAGUUUGAGGUUACACGCGAUUUUGACACCCAGGUCCUUGACGCAUUGAAUGCUUUUGAGUUUGACACUGCGCAUUUCAUAAUCGAACUUCUUAUUUCUUGUUCCAACAUGAAGGACCUGGCACUUGUCUACGUCAAAGGGCAUCCUCCAUCUAUCAGACCAAGCUGAAAUUUUAUGCAAAUCCUCUUGGAGGCUUUGCCUGUCUUCGUCAGUGAGAACCAAGUUUCCAACCUUUGUGUCAUCUGCAAAUUUACUAAUGCGAUUAUUGAUUCCAACAUCCACAUCGUUGAUGUAAAUAAUGAAGAGCACUGGGCCAAGAACCGAGCCCUGGGGGACACCACUAGUGACCGGUGCCCACUCUGAGUUAAAUCCGUCGAUCAACACUCUUUGUUGUCUGUUGCUCAGCCAAUUCGCGAUCCAUUGGUGUACUUGACCAUCAUACCUAUUUGCUUUAAUUUAUAAAGUAAUUUAUGAUGUGGGACUUCAUCAAACGCUUUCUGGAAAUCAAGAUAGACUAUGUCCAGUGAUUUGGUUACGUCAUAAACUGAGAAGAGGUCGUUGGAAAAGGUCAAUAGGUUUGAUGGGCAGGAUCUUUUCUUAUGGAAGCCAUGUUGUGAAUCCCCAAUUAAUGAGUUGCUUUCAAGGUAACUUACAAUUUUGUCUCUAAUUAUAUGCUUUUGAGUAGCUUACCUACAAUAAUUGAAAUUAGACUAUUGGGCCUGUAAUUACCUGGUAUAUUUUUUUGUCUCCUUUCUUAAAAGCCAGUGUCACAUUAGCUUUUUUCUAUCAUUUAUAAAUCAGACCAAGUAGAGAGAGAGAGAGAGAGAGAGAGAUUUACAUAGGUUAACAUGGAUAACCAGACCACACAGACCUCAAGGUCCAGACUAGGUGGUCUGUCCUUAAACUUAAGUGAUUCUACAUCAGAUGGCUCCAAAACUUUGCAUUUCAACUUUAGUUAAUAUUAAGUUGAAGGAAGUGUCAGUCGAGUUUGUUUUUAAAGGAGUCAAUCAUGUUACGUUGAACCACUGAAGGUGUUAGCUUAUUCUAUUCUUGCACUACAAUGUUGGUGAAGAAUAAUUUGGUGCAGUCUGAAUUUACUUGCCUACAUUUGAGUUUUGUGCCAUUGUUCCUCGUUUGCAAAGUGUCAUCGAUCAUAAACAAUUGUGAAUUGUCCACAUUCGUGAAUCCAUUAAGUAUUUUAAAACAUUCGAUCAAUUUUCUUCAGAGGUGACGUUUCUCAAGAGAGAACAUGUUAAGGGUGGAAAGCCUGUCUUCGUAGGAUUUGUUGCGCAAGGAAGGGAUCAUCUUUGUUGCUUGACGCUGAACACCUAAUUUAGCAAUGUCCUUUGCAUGGUGGGGAGACCAAAGCUGUACUGCAUAUUCCAAGUGGGGUCUGACUAAACUAUUGUGGAGCAGAAGUAUUACAUCUUUAUUCUUAAAUAAAAAGUUUCUUUUAAUGAAGCCCAGCAUUCUGUUCGCUUUAUUUGCUGCAUCAAUGCAUUGCUGUGAGAAUUUGAGGUUUGACGCAAUUUUGACACCCAGGUCCUUGAAGCACUGAACACUUUUGAGUCUGACGCCGUGCAUUUCGUAAUCGAACUUAUUAUUUCUUGUUCCAACUUGAAGGACCUGGCACUUGUUUACGUUAAAAAGCAUCUCCCAUCUAUCAGACCAAGCUGAAAUUUUGUGAAAAUCCUCUUGGAAGCUGUGCCUGUCUUUGUUAUUGAAAACCCGAGUUACCAAUCUUUGUGUUGGCUGCAAAUUUACUAAUGCGAUUAUGGAUUCCAACAUUCCUCUCAUUGAUGUAAAUAAUGAAGAGCACUGGGCCAAGAACCGAGCCCUGAGGGACGCCACUAGUGACCGGUGCCCACUCUGAGUUAAAUCCAUCAAUCACCACUUUUGUCUGUUGCUCAACCAAUUUGUGAUCCAUUGGUGUACUUGAAUGUCCAAUGAUUUGGUUACAUCAUAUACUGAGAAGAGGUCGUUAUAAAAGGUCAAUAGGUUUGAUAGGCAGGAUUUUUUGUUAUGGAAGCCAUGCUGUGAAUCCCCAAUUAAUGAGUUGCUUUCAAGGUAAUUCACAAUUGUCUCUAAUUAUGCUCUCGAGUAGCUUACCUACAAUAAUUGAAGUUAGACUAAUGGGCCUGUAAUUACCUGGUAUUUUUUUUUUGUAUCCUUUCUUAAAAAUUGGUGUUACGUUACCCUUUUUCCAAUCAGAAGGGACGAUACCUUGUCCCAAGGACCUAUUGAAUACGAUUGUGAGGGAGGAGAGUAUUUCACUCUUUGUUUCUUUUAGCAGUACAGUGGAGACUCAAUACUCGAACUUAAUUCAUUCCAAAUGGCUGUUUGAGUAUCAAAAAGUUCGACUACCGAUACCUAUAAAUCAGGUAAUUCGUUCUAACCUUAGCAAAACCUUAAGUUUACAAAAAUUUCAAUGUAUAUUUUUUUAUAAUUUUGAUUUAUACUUACUGUAAGUAAAGACUGGUGAUGGAUAACGUAGAAGAGGAGGGGAGAAGGGUGGGGAGGAGGAGGGAGGUUAUUCGUCGGAGGACGAGUCACCGUCUGGUAACUCGUCUCCUGGUGUGAUUCCUGUGAACCCACUAGUGGAGGGCUGUGGCUCACUAACACUCACUAGAUUCCUUUUUCAACAAGAAUCCGUCUAAUGUGAUCUGCCUUUGCCUUUUUUUCAAAAUGUUUCUGAAAUGCUGCAUCAAAUUUUCAUCAAACUGGUUUAUGUUUCUGUGUACGGCAGCAAUAUCAGGGUGGCACCUCUCCAAAAAGUUUCCCAACUCUGUCCACUGCUGCAAAUAUUUCUUGAUCUCUGCAGUGGAGACUUUUUCCUUGCUGUUCCCCUCCUCCUCCCCUGAAGACAGCUCCUCAGUUACCUCCUGCAGCUGUUCCUGGUGAAGUUGACGCAGCUCAUCAGUGAUGAGGUCUUCAGAGUGUGCUUGCACCAGCUCCACAUCAUCACUGUCCACCUCAAUGCCUGUGGCCCUCCCCAGAGACACAAUGUCCUCCACCACAGCAGACUCCUGGACUGAAGGCUCGAAUCCCUCAAAAUCCUUGGCUGUCACACAGGUCAGCCACAGAUUUUUCCAGGCAGACUACAAGGACCUCACAGAAACUUGACCCCAGGCUUUAUCUAUAAGCCUUAGGCAGUGGAGGAUAUUGAAGUGAUUCUUCCAUAACUCCCUCAGAGUGAGCUCUGUUUCAGAAGUCACCUCAAAGCACCUCUCAAAAAGUGCUUUUGUGUACAGCUUCUUAACCCCUUCAAUACGAUGACGCCUACGUAGGCGUCAUGAAGCCCCAGUAGCAUAUACGAUGACGCCUACGUAGGCGUCAUAUUUCUAUUCUGUUUCUUCUUCUAUUGAGUUGUCCCAUACUUUGUGUUGGUUACUAAGUAAAGAUGCCGUAUGCUGUCCUUGAAAUCCUAUUGCUCCUCCCACCAUCCUUGUUCCCACCAAUCACAAAAAAUGAGCUACAGUAUGCACUGCCUUCUUCCUGCCUUGUGUCUAAAAUUAGGAAGUCUCAUUCUCUCUCUCUCUCUCUCUCUCUCUCUCUCUCUCUCUCUCUCUCUCUCUCUCUCUCUUUCAUACACCAAGGUGCCGACCAACGUUGCCAGAUUGUCGUACUCGGCCUCCUGUCUGCCAAUUUCCGACCCAAAAAUCUGCCUCCUCGACCCCAAUAAUUGCCUUCAUAUACAGUUAUCAUUAGAAUGGUUAAUUAGUGGUGUGUUUUGGCAAUAGUUAUGGCUCAGAAACCGGUAAAUACGAGGCUACGAGUAUAAUAAUCUGGCAACGGUGGUGCCGACACCACGUCUCGCCCACUUUGCUCUCUCUCUCUCUCUCUCUCUCGCUGAUAAUUUCUCGACAUUCUUCCUCUACACAAUCAUCUGCUUUCUCUAUUUCUUUCCCCCUUGCCCCUUUCUCCCCUUUCUUUAUUUCACUUUUUUUUUUAUUUCGCGUUGACGCAAUUUAUAUUAUGCAUAGCAGGUAUAUGUUGACUCGUCGUGUAUGCUGCUUUGCAAAUACGGGAUACAUGUAAUGAGGGCUUUCAGCAGCAUAAUAUACGGAGGCGACAAGCAGAUACAUGCCGGCUCAGGUUUCCCGUGCGCUACCGCGCGCGGCCGAGCACGCUGUAUAUCAGCCAGGCGGGGUUUUUGAACAUCCGCCGCGAAGGGGUUAAAGCUGGUGAUGACAUUCUGGUCCAUGGGUUGGAUCAGUGGCGUGGUGUUGUGGGGGAGGAACAUCACUUCGAUGAAUUUAUACCCCUUACCCAAUUCUUCUUCCACACCUGGAGGGUGUGCAGGAGCAUUGUCCAUCAACAGGAGGACCUUGAGUGGUAGAUUCUUCUUUAUUAGGUAUGUCUUCACUGCAGGUGCAAACACCUCCACAAACCACUCCGUGAAGAACUGCCUGGUUGUCCAGGCUUUCUUGUUUGCCCUCCACAUCACACUGAGUUUGCUCUUUUGCACACCGUUCUUUUUGAAUGGCCUGGGGUUUUCCGAAUGGUACACCAGCAGCGGUUUAAUUUUGCAGUUGCCGCUAGCAUUGGCGCACAGAAGCAGGGUUAGCGUCUGUCUUUCAUGGGCUUGUGUCCUGGCAAACACUUCUCUUCCUUUGUUAUAUAGGUCCUGUUUGGUAGUUUUUUUCAAAACAGGCCUGUCUCAUCACAAUUAAAGACCUGUUGUGGGCUUAAGCGCUCCUUAUCCACAAAUUUCUUAACUUCAGGCACAAACUUCUCGGCGGCAACUUUGUCAGCACUUGCCGUGCCUCACAAUAGAAUGAAUUCCAGUUCUCUUCUUGAAAUUCCCAAACCACCCCUUGCUAGCUUUAAAAUCUUCACUGGAGUCAGAGGUAGUAUCACAAAUAAGAUCACCAUGGAGCUGCCUAGCCUUUGCACAAAUUAUGCCCUCUGACAUAGAAUCGCCAGCCAUCUGCCUUUCGUUUAUCCACACCAUCAACAAUUUUUCCAUUUCUUCCACUGCCGCAGGUCGCUUAAGUUGCUUUUUCACACCCAUCACCACAUCAGCUCCCUUAAUGGCCUCCUUGUUCUUCAGUAUGGUGGCUACUGUAGAUUUCGCCAUACAAUACUCGGCUGCAAGAUCGGUGAUUCUUGCUCCUUUCUCGUAUUUAUCAAUAAUCUCCUUUUUCCGUUCAAUGGUCGUCACUACAUUCUUCCUUUUAAGCUGAUUUUCAUCACUAAUAAGCCUCUUUGGUGCCAUUGUAAGUUUAUAAAUGAAAAACCACAGACACUACACAGGAGAAUGUUGUUGUUCUCACGACCGCGGCGGGACAAUUGGCGGCGGCAGGGAGGGAGAGGCCAGGAGCAUUUAUUUACAACCACGUGUGCGGACGUUCGAGUACCAGAUAUUUUUUCGAGUACCAAGUCGAACUUUUGCGUUCGAGUAUCAAAAAGUUCGACUUCCAAGACGUUUGAGUAUUGAGUCUUCAUUGUAUAGGAUAUUCUUUGUCAGGUCCGGGACUUUUAUUUGACUUAAGAGAGAGAGAGAGAGAGAGAGAGAGAGAGAGAGAGAGAGAGAGAGAGAGAGAGUGGAAAAAAGAAUAAGUGAUAGGAAUGAGCAAAAAAACGAAAUUCAAAAGUAAGAAAAACAAAUAAACAACUUAUGAGAGAGAGAGAGAGAGAGAGAGAGAGAGAGAGAGAGAGAGAGAGAGAGAGAGAGAGAAAUAAAAGAGAAUAUAGGGAAGGAAAAGUGUCAGCAGUUGGAGGGAAAAGAGGAGGAAAGAUGGGAAGAAAGAAAAGGUGAUGAAAGAUGGACAGAGAAGAAGAGAAAGAGUGGAAAGUUGGCAAAAGAAAGAAAGGAGGUAGAAAACUGAGAGGAUAAAGAAAGAAGAGAAAAUAAUUACAGGAAAGUUAAAGAAAAUGAACAAACAAGUAAAAGAAAAAAAAAUAAAGUUAAGCUGUACAAGAUAUGGAGGAGUAGAGGGAGAAAGACUAGGGGGAGAAGGAGGAGGUUGAGGAGUACUGGUAUAAUUGACAGCUGGUUUCCUUCUUACACCUUUUUACACUCUCCUCCUCCUCCCUCGGUGUUGUGCACACGAACGAAGCUGUACGUGAGCUCGCCAACGUUCGUGUGGAAUCCCUGCAGAUUGGCCGACACUAUGCGAAGCUCAUCCCAGCACCUUCUGCACUGCCGGCUGCCAUUAAAGGCAUCGCUGUAGCCUGGAGGGAAGGUCAGGGGUGAGAAGAUUACGCCUUGUAGGUAAGGGUGUAGGCGAGCGAAGAACCCAGGGGGCAGCGAAGGCGGGGUACCCCAGGUGGGAGGGAAGGAACCUUCACCUUUACUGUCCUGUGUCCCUGACUCGUAGAUUAGAGUAGAUGGUAGCAACAAUAAACAGACUAGUUAGGACCAAGAUGUCUGUUGCUGUUUGCUUUUCCUUUGUACUCCUCCUCCUCUUCCUCCUCCUCCUCCUUCCCUUCCACCUCCUCCUUCUCUUCCUCCUCUUCCUCUCCCUCAAUCCGCAUCCCCUCCAAUCCUUGUCUAUCUUCCCUUCAUGUCUCUCCUUAAUUCUUCCUCUCAUUCCCUACCUCCACCACCGUCUCCUCCUCUUCCUCCUCCUCCUCCUCCUCCUCCUUAUCAUUGCCUUAGUUUGUUAAUGGAGAAAUUCUGUUUCCUCCAAUGAUGGUGCUGAUGACAAUGUUAAUAUUUUUUAUACAGAACAGAGAGCAACUCAAGGGCAACAAAAAGAUGUAAAAAAAGAAUAGCCUACUAACUGUUGCUCUCAUAUUGUCAAAAGUAUAGAGUGGCCAAAAAAGAGGUCAAUUUCAGAUGGAGAGGUGUCUUAAUGCACUCUUCUUGAAAGAGGUCAAGUCAUAGGCAGGAGGAAAUACAGACGAAGGAAGGCUGUUCCAGAGUUCACCAGUGAAGGCGAUGAAAGAAUGGAGAGAUGAGGGGUUCAGACAGUAUAGGAAUGAGCAUGAGUAAAAAGUUGUGUGCAGUGAGGCAGCAGGAGGGGGGGAGACAUGCAGUAAGCAAGUUCAGAAGAGCAUUCAGCAUGAAAAUAUUGAUAGAAGAUAGAAAGAGAUGCAACAUGGCGGUGGAAUUCAAGAGGUAGAAGGUUGUCAGUAAGAGGAGGAGAGCUGAUGAGACGAAGAGCCUUAGACUCCACUCUGUCCAGGAGAGCUGUGUGAGUGGUGGCCCCCCCCCCCCCCCCCCACACACACACACACACAUGUGAGAUGCAUACUCCAUAGGAGGGUGGUCAAGGCCUCUAUAUAUGGAAAGCAUCUGUGCAGAAAAGAAGAACUGGCGGAGACUAUACAGAACGCCCUACCUUGAGGAAGCUGAUGUAGUAAGAGGAGAUGUGAAGUUUCCAGUUGAGAUUUUGAGCUAAGGAUAGACCGAGGAUAUUUAGUGUUGAAGAAGGUGACAGCUGAGUGUUGUCGAAGAAUACGGGAUAGAUGUUUGGAAGAUUGUGUCGAGUUGAUAGGUAGAGGAAUUGGGUUUUUGAGGCAUUGAAGGAUAAUAAUAAUAAUAAUAAUAAUAAUAAUAAUAAUAAUAAUAAUAAUAAUAAUAAUAAUAAUAAUAAUAGGCAGAUCAGUGUGUGUUGAUUACUGUUAUUUUUAUUUUUUUACGUCGACACCUGUAGCACUGGUAGGCUUUCUUGUAGGCCCUGGUGGUCGGCCCGAGCCCAUCUUGGUACAGGCAAGUGCCUAUAGUGGUGCCAUCUUUUCUUGUAUAAAUGCAUAGUAUAAAUGAAGCUAAUGAUGCAUUCUGACCAUGCCUCCUCCUCCUCCUCCUCCUCCUCAUCCUUAAUCUUUUUAAUCAUAAUUCAUUUCCUUCACAAAUGUAAUGAUAGACAACAUUAAGCACUACCGUACUAACACGACUACAGCUACUACUACUACUACUACUUCUACUAAAACCACAACUACUACUACUACUACUACUACUACCACUUCUUACUACUGCUACCACUACUACUAUUACUACUACUGCUAUUACUACUACUACUAUUACUACUACUAUUACUACUGCUACUUUUACUACUACUACUAUUACUACUAUUAUUUUACUACUAUUACUACUACUACUUCUGCUACUACUAUUACUACUACUACUACUAUUACUACUACUACUACUACUACUACUACUACUACUACUACUACUACUACUACUACUACUACUACUACUACUAUUACUACUACUACUUCCUACUGCAACUACUACUACUGAGGUAAAGAUAAAAUAAUGCACCUGGUCCUUUCACCUGCUCAGCAUGGGCGAUAAACUUACCUGUGGUUCACCUGGGCCCGUAUCCUCACGAGCUAUUAACUUUUACCCUUAAAGUUACUAUCAAAGUUAAUAGUUUCAAUUUAUUAAGAGUAAUAGCUAUCCUCGUCAACUUUGAGUGUAAGUAUUAGGAAAUCCUGGCUACUAUUAUCUUCUUCUUUAUGGCGGGCUCGUUUCUAAGGACGCCUCCGUGCAAAACGUAAACAUCCAACAUGAAUUAAGUAAAUAUUUCAAAAGAAAAAUAAAGAAAAGAUGUAUAAAUGUACAACAAAAACAUAAUAAAUGGCAAACACAAGAAAAUAUUGAGUUUUGUGGCAGAUAGAAGCAGCCUCAAAGGCUGCUUUUACUUCAUCACUCAUUAAUACCCUUAUCUUCCCUCCUGCGUCACAACUUGCUCUGCUGAAAUUACCGCACCAUAACCACGUCAUCUGCCCCAAUGAGCACAUCUAUGGGCCGGAGAACCAGCGCAGAAAAGGCGCAAGUUUAAUUGGUCGCCAGAUGAAACGGUCUUCUUACAUCAAAUUCAUAAAAAAAUACGUAUAAUCAGAGGGUGUUAUGGGAAGAGUAUCACCCAUGAGGCUAAGAAGAGAGCGUGGACUGAAGUGGCAGAAGCUGUAACAAGUGCCUUCCCUGGGAGUGGACCCCGUACGCAGGAUGACUGUGAGAGGUGUUGGUACAACGUACAACAAAAAUCAAAGCCUCGCAUUGCCAAGUGCAAGAAUGAGCAGUGGCAGACCGCCCCGCUGCUGUAUUGCUAGAGACCAUCCCAGCACAUUCUUCAUUACUUGUGGAAAAGAUACCAUCAGCUGCUCCGGCAACAGCCACUGCUUCAACAUCUGUUGGCCCUAUGACACCAGCCACUGCUUCAUCAUCUGCUGGCACAAUGACACCUGCCACUGCAAGGGAUGACAAUGAAGCUGCUCCACCACAGUCACCACCUACUUCAUCGGAGUUAAGAGAUGCCUUUCAUAAGGCAGCAGUAUAAUUUUUUGAUGCUGGGGCUGAAUAUUAUUGCCUCAAGGCUGUGAUUUUGUCACUUUUUUUUAAUACUGAGGAGGUUAGGGUGGAAGGGGUGAAAAAUAAUCUCUGCUGUUUUUCGACAGAAAUGGUUAGCAAAUUCAUUCAAAGCACAAAAUUUACCAGAAAAAAAAUUGUGUGCCAUUGUGAGUGGGUUCACUUGAGAUUGGGCUCCAAUACGCCUCCGUGGUCUAGUGGUCAGCAUGCCUGGCUUCUACGCGGGCCCGGGUUCGAAUCCCGGCCCGGGCAGUCGGUGCGCAGCUCACCCAGCUAAUCAUCCUCCCUCUCGGGCUGGUCGAUAAAUGACUACCUAGGGAAACCUGGGGAAACUGUGGUAACCCGGAUGUCACACUGGCCCUGUGUCCCGGGGUAAUGGGCUCCCUCCCACCACAGGCUCAAGGGCCAAUGUUACGGAGAUGAGCACCGAGGCCACGCGCUGCUACAGCGUAUGCCCCAACUUUACCUUUACCUUUAUUGUCUCGACUGACAGACAUGGCUUUGUAUGUCGAAGGUCACUGGUUCAAUCUCCACAGCCAGCACUCUCUAUCUUGGAUUUUUCUGAGUUCCUCAUUAGUACCUAAUUAGACUCAUGCUGCUUUCCAGUGCUCUCUGAUGCACUCACAAUCAAAGAUGUAGUAUACCUAUAAGGUAGCACUGAGUAAUCUUAGGUCACUUGGUAAAGUGUUCACCUAAGUCCGACCCAAGCUGACAACAUAAACCUAAGCAUGUUUGCAAGCUGAGUGCUUAGAAUAUUGGCAUAAUAAUAAAAGAUGUUGAAAACUGGUUUCCACUACUUUAUUGAAUAUAUGAAUAAUUAUAUACUGAAUUUGUAAUGGAGCCAAGAUAAAAAAGCUAUGUUUUUCAGUGGUCAUACCAUGAUCUCAUGAAAAUAAAUAGGUUGACAUAUAUAAUUAAUUACUACGUAUUUUGUUAUGACGACUAUUGCACAUUAAUACCAUAGCUUUGAAUCCAAUGAUGAAUAUCUUCAAGCAAGACACAAAUAGCAACAGAUU
Molecule: messenger RNA, 17304 nt
Organism: Eriocheir sinensis (Chinese mitten crab)
Lineage: Eukaryota; Metazoa; Arthropoda; Malacostraca; Decapoda; Varunidae
Exons: 3
Coding region: 3220-4149 (309 amino acids)
Source: RefSeq, a predicted model, not a curated record